AUGGCUGCCACCUGUGAUGCGGAGAAGAUCAAUUUCAAAACUUUUUCCAACGUCAUCAAUGGCCAAGUUAGAUCGACUGUGGCUACACGACAUGGAGUAAAUCCUUCUACUUUGGAGGCCUUGUUUCCCUCCCCGGUGUCAACCUCUGCAGACGUCGAAGACGCUGUGAAAGCAGCGCGUAUUUCAUUCCAAAGUUGGAGAAACACGUCGGUCGAGCUUCGUAAAGAAAAGAUCAGACAAUUGGCAGUCGCACUUCUAGCGCACAAGGAAGAAUUUGCGCGACUACUGACUACAGAGCAAGGAAAACCAACACAGUUUGCCGAACAUGAGAUUCUGUUGGCAUCGCAAUGGCUUACUGGGACCUGCGACCUGGAAAUUCCAUUGGAUGUGGUAGAAGAUAGCCCGGAACGACGAGUCUUCACUCGAUAUGUACCCCUGGGAGUCGUCGUUGGGAUUGUCCCAUGGAACUUCCCUAUCAUGCUUCUGUGCGGAAAGCUAGCUCCAGCACUGAUGACUGGCAAUUGUAUCAUUAUCAAACCCUCCCCCUUCACACCAUACUGUGGUAUGAAGAUUGUCGAGCUUGCUCAACACUUCUUCCCACCAGGUGUUGUACAAGUCCUGAAUGGAGGCGAUGAUCUUGGCCCUAUGUUGACGGCGCAUCCAGGGAUCGACAAGAUCAGCUUCACAGGUUCAACAGCAACAGGGAAGAAGGUCAUGGAGAGCGCAAGUAAGAACCUGACUAGAGUCACUCUAGAGCUGGGAGGCAACGAUGCCGCAAUUGUAUGUUCGGAUGCACAUGUGGAGUCUGCUGCGCCUCAGAUUGCUACUGCUGCGUUUAUGAACUCGGGUCAGAUAUGUAUUGCGGUCAAACGUAUCUACGUACACCAAGACAUUUAUGACGAUUUCAAGGAUCGCUUCAUGGCGCAUCUGUCGCAGUUCGCGGUCGGUGACGGAUUGGCAGAUGGAACCUUUAUCGGUCCUAUUCAGAACGAAUCUCAGUAUGGACGCAUUCAAGAGUUCCUGGCUGAUGUUGAGAAGAAUGACUACCCAGUUUUGAAGGGUGCGACUGUCCCAAAGGAUCAAAGUCAGGGCUACUUCGUCCAGCCCACAGUGGUGGAUAACCCACCAGACACUAGCAUGAUUGUCACUGAGGAACAAUUUGGGCCGUUAGUGCCUCUAAUAAAGUGGUCUGGGGUGGAGGAAGUACUAUCCCGUGUCAACGCGAGUGUUAUGGGCUUGGGAGCCUCUGUCUGGACUGCAGAUGAUGAUGUUGGAAUGCGAAUCGCAAAAGGUCUGGAUGUUGGCAGUGUUUGGUUUAACGAACACUUAUCAAUACAGCCUACAGCUACGUUUGGGGGUCAUAAGAAGAGUGGUGUUGGUCGCGAGUGGGGAGUCGACGGGUUGAGAGGGUACUGUAAUUCUCAGACGCUUUUUGUAAAACGGACUAAGUAG
Messenger RNA from Fusarium sp. VM40, 1452 nucleotides. The record is from the annotation of a GenBank genome assembly. NCBI's taxonomy places the organism in Eukaryota, Fungi, Ascomycota, Sordariomycetes, Hypocreales, Nectriaceae.